UCUCUCUCUCCUAGGAAGCGCUCGGUGACCCACGCCCAGCUGAUGCAUGAUAAGGGCCGGACGCUGCAGGAUUUCAAGCGUCGCAUGUGGCUCCAAGAGCUGCUGCACGAGGUCCAUACGGCUGAGAUCAGGGAGCUGCCRGCRCGCCCGGUGGUCAGCAGCGGAGCCGGGGUGGGGCUGGGACUACCGGGGGCCGGGGUAGGGGUCAGCCCGGGAUUGGGCACAACGGGGGGUACCCUGCACCUCCACCCCAAACCUCCAGGGGGCACCAAGAACCUUCCCAUCAACUUCCACAUGGAGGAGGAGGGAACCAACCUGCCGCAGGAGACCAACAAGUCGCAAACAUACAAAGACAAAGACGGGGCGCGGAAGCCCAAGGAGGGGAAGAAAAAGAAAGGGAGGAAUGGGAAGAGGAGGGAGGGGGAGAGGAGGGAGGGGGAGAGGAGGGACGGGGGGGAGAAGAGGAAGAGGCGGGCGCGCUCACUGGGCUGGGCGCAGGAAGGGGAAGAGCCUGGGAAUGGGUACCACCUGGAGUGGAGAGGGCCCUUCUUCGGCCUGACGGGGGCGCUGCACUAGAACACUGUCACACUCUGACUAAGAAAKCCCUAAGGACAUUCAGAUGGACACCCAGACUCUCCUGUCGCAGGGGCUCUGUGAUAGUGAUUGUUUGGAAAGUAAAAAAUAAGGACAUAUUUAUUUUCUGUAAAUACGUACCAGACUAUAGGGAUAAUGACGAAGACAAUAAAAAAUUACAGAUGCUCGCUCCGUGGAGCAACAUAAUUUAAUAAUUGUGAAAUCCUUCCUGUUCUGUUCUGUUUUGUUAGGACUAUGCCAAUUAUUAUUAAUGUCAGAUUUUGCUGUAAUUUAUUUUGUUUGAACYGUGUAUUUAUUUUGUAAAUGUAUCGAGGUGCUGCUGACCAUCUAUAUUUUUGUACCAUAAUGCACUUUUAGAUAUAUAAAUAUAUAUAUAUAUACAAGUCAUUUUGUUAAUUGACUUUUUGUGGUUGAUUGAAAUGAAGAAAGCAUUGUUGGUCCUCCGUGUUAACUAGGCUCCUUCUCUGCAUGGUUCUAUAAUGAUCACAUGACUCGUCUCUCCGCUCUGACUGGCCCACAGACGUCUAAUCUAGUCGCUGUUGACCAGGGGCGUGUUCAAUAGGCACAACUAUGGAAAAUGUUCAAAAUGUUUUACAAAAAAAAACGGAAAACAAAAAAAUGAGCAUUUCUUAUUGGACGUAAGUCCAGCAGCCGUCCCCGUUCAGAUGAGUCUCUACAGUUCGAUACCUAGUGAGACACGACCCAGGACGACACCAGCUGUCCUCAACCCCUGACCCCUAACCUCUGUAUAUGUGCUUCAACCCCCCCCCCGUCUUCAUCAGUUGGUCCACUGGGAACCAUCUUGUCUUUCUCCUGUUAUGCUUCUGAAUGCUGUCCUAAGUCAAAGUUCACUCGGGCCUGUACAUAACCUGAACAAUGCAACAACUUCCUAUCGUUGUUUGGCACUUGCACUGAGAGACCCUGUAUUGAAUGGAUUAAACAUUUGACAAUA
Molecule: messenger RNA, 1546 nt
Organism: Salvelinus sp. IW2-2015
Lineage: Eukaryota; Metazoa; Chordata; Actinopteri; Salmoniformes; Salmonidae
Product: parathyroid hormone-related protein-like
Biological process (GO): bone mineralization
Cellular component (GO): extracellular region
Molecular function (GO): hormone activity
Source: RefSeq, a predicted model, not a curated record